Messenger RNA from Aaosphaeria arxii CBS 175.79, 1342 nucleotides. RefSeq lists its product as uncharacterized. Lineage: Eukaryota; Fungi; Ascomycota; Dothideomycetes; Pleosporales. Gene Ontology annotation, molecular function: protein dimerization activity; DNA-binding transcription factor activity. Bases 247 to 1134 code for a protein of 295 amino acids. The record is from RefSeq and is a predicted model, not a curated record. The transcript is spliced from 2 exons. Gene Ontology annotation, cellular component: nucleus.
GCGCAAUCAACCCUGAACCCUACACUUCUCUGCUUCUGCUUCUCCCGCACCACCUGGGCCUAUUCAUCUGGACUAUCAAGGCUGUGUUGCAGCUACACAUACAACGACACCGUUCGUCCAGCUUUGUGUUGCGCAGGUCGUCGUAGUAGCCGUUGACCAAGGAUCAUACCCUUCCACACGGACGUACAACCCCUCUCUUAAUAAGUUUCGAUCAAUUUUCGAUCGCACAAGCAAGAUCUGUUGAAAAUGGCCGAUACUGCUGUUUCGAGCUUGGGCGCUCAUACCGAUUCACUCCACGCCACGAAUAAAAGAAAGCGCGACGCACGGGAUUCAGGAAACGCCCGCGCAGCUCCUCCUGCCCCCAACUCUACUAUAUCCGCCGACGAUCAAGCGACCGCCUCCUUUCUCCAGGCCCACAACGCGUCAACCAACGACGGCGACAUGCAGCAACAGUUCGAUCUUCACCAGAAUGGGGGUGCAGGCGCAUCAAGUGUAGGAGACACGGCCGCCGCCGCUCUGGCUUACCACCAAAUGACAGUACCCCAAGCCACCGAGCUCUCAUUCCAACCACAAGCUUCUUCCGGAGACUCGUCAUCUUUCAACUUGGGCGACCAUCAAAGCCAAAGUACCUCCAUGCAGGAUUAUACCCUCGAGGCGCUUAAAGCCGCAACUCAAUCAUCACGAUCUGGCCAAGCCGCCACGAACGAGUCACCUCCAAGCACGAGCGGACAUAAGCCGCCUGUUGGCUCUGAGGAAUGGCACAAAGUACGCAGGGAUAACCAUAAAGAAGUUGAACGCCGUCGCCGUGAGACGAUCAACGAAGGCAUCAACGAACUUGCCAAGAUCGUACCCGGCUGUGAAAAGAACAAAGGUUCCAUUCUACAGCGUGCAGUGCAGUUCAUCACACAAUUGAAAGAAAACGAACAGCAGAACAUUGAGAAAUGGACACUCGAGAAGCUAUUGACCGAACAAGCCAUCACUGAACUGAGCGCUAGCUGCGACAAGUUCAAGGCUGAGAUGCAGCGCGCUUGGGAUGAAUGUCACAUCUACAAGCGCACAUGCGAGAACGCCGGAUUAGUACCGGAUGAGAUUAAAGAGAGGGAAAACAAUGCCGAACAGAACGGUCAGAGCUAAGCAACUAUGCAUCAACGCCUCGGGCGGUGGUACUCUGAUUGAAAUCGAUAAGGCGUAGAAUUUUUAUCCAGGUGGUCGACUUCUACCUAUACCACGAGGAGUUCUUUUCUCUCAAGACGCAAUUUCUAUACAAGACGGACGUGGAUGUUUGCUUGUUGCACGACCUUCGGAACCGACUGACGCGAUCUCACCUCUUUUUCCUUGAUAC